Molecule: messenger RNA, 947 nt
Organism: Triticum dicoccoides
Lineage: Eukaryota; Viridiplantae; Streptophyta; Magnoliopsida; Poales; Poaceae
Exons: 4
Coding region: 42-947 (301 amino acids)
Source: RefSeq, a predicted model, not a curated record
CUGCGUCCACACUGUUCCCGCCACCUGCCAAAAGCUAUGUGAUGGAGAAACCGCAAGACCGGAGCACAACUGAUGCAGGUGUCAAGCCGGGCACUAGUGACGCAGGUGAACGGCCGGAGCAGACUGCACCUUUACCCGCAGUGGAAAUCCCCAGCAUAAAUCUGCGCACUUCCAGGCUCCCAGUCAAUGUCGGUGUCCCCUACAGCCCAAACAAGAAGAUUGUCAUGAAAGCUGCUGCUGAUACCGCUGACAACACGCCCCGCCCUGCAAAUAAGCCCGAUCAUUCUGUAGCGGCCGAUUCAGAUAUGUUUGUCGAUCUUUCACCAUUGGAUUCUGCCCCGCAAAUCGUUCGUGGUCCGGCCAGUAGAAAUAAGAGGCACCCAAUGGCAUUUACCCCACCGAGCUUCAGCCUUGGCAUCAGUCAAGAUCAACCGGUGGUGCAAGAUCCUUUGUCAGUUGCCUUUGCUUUCUCAGGAGGCAUGCCCGCAAUGAUGGCGCAGCCAAUGGUCGAGGGCAGGAAGGCUGUCAAGUUCGCGGAGCCGAUUGUGCAAGGCACCCCUGAGGAGAUUUCACCGUCACUUGAAGAAACUUACCGCAAGAUCGAGGAGGCAGCAUUGCAGAGGAGUACCUCACGAGGGCAAGGGCAAUCAAGUUCCAACGUGCCUGCAGAUAUGGCAUCUGAGGAUACCAUCAGGAGUGCCACCCCUGGUCCUGUGAGGCAGCAGAGGGUAGUUCACCCACCUCCCGCGGAAGACUACAAGCCCGAAAUUAGGGCCACUAAGGAACAGACCCAGCUGUACGAUAUCAUCAAGCGUUUUGGAAAUGCUAGGGCCAGCAGCAAGCACAUGAAGGAGCUGAAAGCAACCAAAGUCAUUCAAUGCGGAGCGACGUACGUCGAUCUGGGUGAUCUUAUGUUUUCAUGUGGCAACAGCUGCCGUGCACAUUGA